This is a messenger RNA of Anguilla rostrata (American eel), 3919 nucleotides long. RefSeq names its product rho-related GTP-binding protein Rho6-like. Gene Ontology annotation, molecular function: protein kinase binding; GTPase activity; GTP binding. Gene Ontology annotation, biological process: small GTPase-mediated signal transduction. NCBI's taxonomy places the organism in Eukaryota, Metazoa, Chordata, Actinopteri, Anguilliformes, Anguillidae. The transcript is spliced from 5 exons. Bases 430 to 1128 code for a protein of 232 amino acids. Gene Ontology annotation, cellular component: cytosol. The record is from RefSeq and is a predicted model, not a curated record.
CUGACAGUUCGUAAAAUAUUGCGUUUACAUCUAAAACAAUAAAUCUAACAAUUAAAAGGGUGUUUCUUCUCCGAUUACAUAGCUAUAGCCUACUAUGACAUGUUAUAAAGGUAGUUGACGCAGCCGUCAUUUGGGAACAGCCGUGUAACAUUCGCAACAAUUAGCGAUACAUUGGAGUCCAUGUAGCCUAUAUUGAGAAGGAGAGCAGUGGAAUUCCAGGGCAGUAGAACUCGGCGUUGACAGGAGAAUCGUGUGAGCUCAUUGGACGACGAGGCCGUAUAAAUUGCUGCAGCGCUGUAACUCAAAUUAGACAACUGCGGACUGACGCCCUGAAAUAUCGUUGAGGGCGAUCUUCACCCUGGGAAACGGACUAAGGAUCUAAAUAUUUUUACACGAUUGUCUUUAGUUUCACUCAUUUUAACAUUAAAGAUGAAGGAACGAAGAAUGACACAGCCGCUGGUGGCGAGGUGUAAACUGGUCCUAGUCGGGGAUGUCCAAUGCGGAAAAACAGCAAUGUUGCAAGUGCUGGCCAAGGAUUGUUAUCCUGAGACAUACGUGCCAACAGUGUUUGAAAACUACACAGCCUGUCUAGAGCUUGAAGAACAGCGUGUGGAACUGAGCCUAUGGGACACGUCAGGUUCCCCAUAUUACGACAACGUGCGCCCCCUCUGCUAUAGUGACUCUGAUGCCGUUCUCUUGUGCUUGGACAUCAGCCGCCCAGACACCAUCGAUAGCGUACUGAAGAAGUGGAAGACAGAAAUCCAGGACUUCUGCCCCAGCACCCGAAUCCUCCUCAUCGGCUGCAAGAUGGAUCUGCGCACGGAUGUCUGCACUCUCAUGGAGCUGUCCAAUCAGAAACAGACGCCUGUCUCCCAUGAGCAGGGUUUGAGCCUGGCCAGGCAGCUGGGAGCCGAAGCUUACCUGGAGUGCUCGGCCUUCACCUCGGAGAAGAGCAUCCACAGCGUCUUCCGCACGGCGGCGGCCGCCUGCGUCAGCAACCCCCGCCCCCCCCUUAAACCCAGCCCCACCCGCCGCCUCUCCAAGAGACUACUGCACCUGCCCAGCCGGGCCGAGCUGCUCACCUCCACCUUCGGCAAGGAGAAGGCCAAGAGCUGCUCUCUGAUGUGAGCGCCCGCGUGCUGAGAACAGCGCCCCCUCUGGGCUGGGAGUGGGGGGGAGCAGCGGAAUCGUCAACAGAGAGCUCCUUCCUGAACCCCUCCUCUCACCCCGACCCCUCCAAAAAACCCAUCUGACAUCCGUCGCCCGUAAAGUCCUGAUUUGUACAGCGCUGUUUUAAUUCACCCGUACCUUCUUUUUACACAAAGGUGCGGCCAUGACUGUUUUCCUUUACCAGCAUUGCUUUUACAAACCUCAUUUUAUUCAAAAAAAGAGCCACCGGACUAACGGCACAGAGCUGUGUCUGAACUGGGGAGGAAGUGUUCUGCUGUGUUUCUAUGUCGUGACAUUCAUGCCUUCAUGAAUCUGAAAGCAACACAGGUGUGUUUACCUUUCUGGGUGACCGGAGGUUCUUCCCCGCAUAUAAAAUAUGCACUUCAGCCUGUUGGGGAACAGACGGCAGUGUGAAAUCAUGUCUGAAAGGGGCUGGCUUGGGUGAGCGUGGCUCCGCCCACGCUGGAACGAGGCAGGUAUUGGUUUGGUAAAUCGCCGUGGCGACCCAAGCCUGGGAUCUAUAUUGGACUUGUUUACUUGCCUGCAAGAGUGAGCAGUGGCUGCACACUGCUGUCCCUCCCUCAACAGCGCUGACGUCUGAUCGAUGAAUAGUGGGGUGGCACCCCAAAAAAUGCUUCUCCCCCUGAUCUGAGAUCAGUAUUACUGAGGUGAAUAAAGGUCUCACCCUCUAAUCUGGGAUCAGAAUUACAGAGGGCAAUGGGCCAGCAAGAGAAAUAUAUUAAACUGGGGGCUCCAGAAUAGACCAGGCAUAAAACAUGGUGCACAUGGGGUUUUCUAAAGGAAUGGUAAUAAAUCCGCAAAGCCACUCCAAUUAUUUUUAUUAUUUUUUAUUUUUUUGAGUGAGGUCCGUUAAAAAGGGCGAACUACUCUCCGGUAGUGUUUAAUAUUUAAAUUGCAUCCCAUGGUGUGGGUUAUUGGAAAGGACAGCGGUAAUAAAUUCUUUUUGUGCAGAAGGGCUGAUGCCUUAAGGCCGUGGAACUCAUGGGUGAUUGGUGUCAGUGGCCGGGGAGGUGGGCACAGUCACAUCUGUCUAAGUGACACGCUUGGCUGUAGUCCUGCGGGAGGGAACAGUAAACAGACCUGUCUGCAUGCAAGAUUAACUGCAUGGCUGGCAACAUAAAAGCAGUGUGGUUUUCUAUCAUGAAAAUCUGGUUAUUGGAGAGAGGUUCAUUGAAAAUGUGUGAAAUUUGUCUGACACUUACGCCCUUAAUUGACCUUGAAAAGAAAAUCAGAGAUAGAGAUGGAUACCUCAUCUCCAUCACCAUGUUGAGCUUCUGUUUUUACUAUUUAUUUUUGCGAUCUGAAACAUAAACCCUUGUAGGUCUUCCUUUUUUAAAUUUUAUGCAUUUCAAAAGAAAUACGACUGCAGAACUUGCUCUGAUGCUGUGCCUUUUUCCUGAUGAUGAUGACAAUGAUGAUGAUGUUAAUGACGAAGGCUUUUCCAUGUGAAAAUGCUUCCCAUUUCUCUAGUCUUCCCCCUCCCCCUUCCCUCACCUUCAACAUGCACAUUUUCAGCCUCCCAAUACAACUAUCAAGGGCAAUCCCUCUUCAGACCACACCAUGACCAUCUUUAAACCACAACAGGACCAUAUUUAAAUCAAACCAUGACCAUCUUUAUCUGAAAUGCUUCCCUUGGUGAUUGUAACUUUUAACUUAAAGCUUUUGGUCAAAUGACUGUCAGUGUUUAUUCUAGGAAUUAGAACUUGUUCUGAAGGUUUUGUUAGUGCACAAUCCAAUAACGUAUCUGAGCAGAACAGCUGUGGUCUUCAAGUCUAGGGACAGGUGAAACUGCAGUUGCCGCAGAUAUCUUGUGACAGGUUUAGUCUCAGAGCAUGCAUGACAACAUGUUUUAAAAAGCAUCAGUGUUCUUCUGAUUUAUUUCUAACAACAUUAUUGGACAUUAAUCUUUUCCAUCAGCUUCAUUCAUAGAGGUUUGAACACAUGGUGAUAAUAACAGUUCAAAACUGAAGAAGUGCUGGGGUGAGCUGGUGUGGAGAAAUGCUUUUCAGUGAUUGAUCAGUUUUGGGGAGCAGAUAGAUUAGAGGUUGUGGAGAAGGGGAAACUGGCUGGGAAGGGUAUGCAGGGUCCAAGGAAGGAGAACGGGCUGGACCUGUCCAAAGAUAUUUUUACAUGUUAACUUUAGAAGUUAAGAGUUUAGUCAUAGUGUUUUUCUUUUCCUAAAACUUGAUAUCAGUUUCCCAGUUUUUCAGUUGCCAUGUAGAUUAUCUCGUACCUGGAUCAAUGAGCAGCCUUCUUUGUGUUUGACUUGAGGAAGUUACAGGCACAGAUAUAUUUUAUUUAGGCAUUCAAAGAUUUUUUUUUGCCUAGCAACAGUUAACCUGAGAAUGGUCCUUGGGUUUCGGAGACAGCUGAUUGUCAAAGGAUGAGCUCAUCUAUCGCUGUAGCAUCAAGUGAAGCCACUGUUCAAGUGAUGACCGGAAACACAGGACAGGAAAUCGGCCUUUACAUCAUUUGAUUGAUGUGCGUUCUGUGGAUGUCAAUCACAUUUGGGAGUCCAUUGCAUGUUAUAAAUAUCCAGGUCAGGCUCAUUUUCUGCAUUUCACAGCCAUUGUCUAUCAAUGGUACUUACCAUAUUAUUGUUACAUGAAAGCUAAUAGUCUGGUUGUACAUGUCUUGUUUUAUCUAUCUUCGUAAAAACUUCUGAAAGAAUGUGGGAGAAAAAUGUCAUUGAUUUAACAAAAAAGACAGAAAAAAGAAAAAAAAACAA